Fusarium sp. VM40 is the source of this 1704-nucleotide messenger RNA. NCBI's taxonomy places the organism in Eukaryota, Fungi, Ascomycota, Sordariomycetes, Hypocreales, Nectriaceae. The record is from the annotation of a GenBank genome assembly.
AUGGAAGCUUCAUCUCCUUUAGCGGCGCUGCAUCGCCCGAUGCUCCCUACCUGGGGUAGCCGAGAUGUCUUUCGUGGACUCCCACACUAUGCUACAUCAUCUGUCACAUCAGCCAGCAUGAGCCUACGCGAACAGAUGCACAAGCAUUCUAACGGCGACUACUUCAACGUCAAGGACGUACGGGGUUCCUCACCUGCUGCGAGUCUGGCUGCUGAUCUCUCUCAGAACUUCCGUCUUGACAGCGACUCAAGUCCCAAAUUCCCUACUCCUAGAAGAGCACUCUUCACUGCCGGCAUGAUGGGCAGCAUGGGAGGCCGAGAUUCAGUCACGACCCCCCCACUUCCAUCAUCAUCGCCCGCUCCCUUGGCAGAGCUCAAGGAACUAAUGGAGAUUUCACCUCUACCUCACAAGACACCUUUCUUUACGCAGUUCGAGAUAACUUCUCCAACUCCGGGGUCGACUCCAGCCGCUGACGACGAAAUGAGCCUUGACUCACCGGCCCCUAUCUCCCGGCAGUCUUCCUUGGAACCGCCCAAGCCCAUCAUGGCUGAAAACCGUAGAAUAGCUGUGCCACGACGACCAUCCCUAACACGGAUGAAGGGUUUCAGUACAUCGGCUGUGCCUAGUCGUCAGACUGACGCAGACCUGCCCCCAUUCCGCUUUGGUGCUGGCACUCGCCUGAACCACACCAGUUCCAACCUGUCCCUAAGCGAAUGCUUCGAGUCGACAUCACCACCUCAAGAGCGCAGGCCCGUAUCUGCCAACAGCCCCUGCCCUGGCCUAUCUGUCAGCCGGACUAGACCCCAAUUUCUCAACUUUAACGCAUGCUCCCGUAGCAGCAGCAGCAAUGGCUCUCCUUCUAUGAACUCACAUGCCCGCCGACAUGCCAACCCCUUUCUCAGAAACCGAAAGCAGUUCCGUCGGUCAUUGAGCAUGUUUGAGCACCCAGCUGACGUCAUGAAGAGCAACUCAGAUGGAGAGGAGACUACCUCUCCCGCGCUUCAAUCGGUUAUGGAUGUGGAGGAGGCUCAAGAGCCCGUUCUCCCCCAUUACCUCACUGAAGACCCCACCGAUACCAUUCCUCGUAUCUCUCGAGAGACCCUCGUAGACGUCUUGGACGGCAAGUACAGCUCCCACUUCGAUCAGAAGAUUGUGAUCGAUUGCCGCUUUGAGUACGAGUAUGAGGGUGGCCACAUUGAUGGCGCUGUCAACUACAAUGACAAGGAUCUGCUCACAAACCAGCUCUUCCAGACUCCAAUGGACGGACGAACUCUACUCAUCUUCCACUGCGAGUACUCAGCUCACCGUGCUCCCCUUAUGGCUCGCCAUGUCCGAUCCGAGGACCGCACCGUGAAUGCUGAGUUCUACCCCAAGCUCACAUAUCCUGAAGUGUACAUCCUAGAUGGCGGAUACUCUGGUUUCUUCACUGAGCACCGGGGCCGUUGCUAUCCCCAAGAAUACGUUGAGAUGUCAGACGAGGCUCACCAGCGCACUUGUGAACGUGAGAUGGGUCGACUGAAGUCUCGAAAGGGUCUCAACCGUGCCGCCACCUUUGCCUUUGGUCAACGUGAGCCUUGUGUUGACGAGUCACCUACUGCUCCCAGCAGGCCUCAAUCUCGAAAUCUAUCUGCACCUAUUUCACUUCUUGGUGCCUCUCCUAUCAUCGGCGAUCGAUCACAUGCUCGUCGUAUGGCCUCUUACUAG